Messenger RNA from Jaculus jaculus (lesser Egyptian jerboa), 1284 nucleotides. It is a transcript of the gene Cpa1, whose product is annotated as carboxypeptidase A1. The record is from RefSeq and is a predicted model, not a curated record. Gene Ontology annotation, biological process: proteolysis. Lineage: Eukaryota; Metazoa; Chordata; Mammalia; Rodentia; Dipodidae. The transcript is spliced from 10 exons. Gene Ontology annotation, molecular function: zinc ion binding; metallocarboxypeptidase activity. The coding region runs from base 1 to 1266 and encodes 421 amino acids.
AUGCAGGGGCUGCUGAUUUUGAGUGUGCUGCUGGGGGCAGUCUUUGGCAAUGAGGACUUUGUGGGGCACCAGGUGCUCCGAAUCACUGCGGGUGACCAAGCCCAGGUGGACAAGGUGAAGGAGCUGCAGGACCUGGAGCAUCUACAGCUGGACUUCUGGAGGGACCCUGCCCAGGCUGGCUCCCCCAUCGAUGUCCGAGUACCAUUCCCCAGCAUCCAGUCUGUUAAAAUCUUCUUGGAAGCCCAUGACAUCAGCUACAAGGUCAUGAUCGAGGAUGUGCAGUUAUUGCUGGAGGAGGAGCAAGCACAGAUGUCUGCUGCCCGGGCACGGGUCCGGGCCCAGUCCACCAGCACCUUUAACUACGCCACCUAUCACACCCUGGAGGAGAUCUAUGACUUCAUGGACCUGCUGGUGGCUGAAAAUCCACAGCUUGUAAGCAAGAUCCAGAUAGGCAACACCUUUGAAGAUCGUCCCAUUUAUGUGCUGAAGUUCAGCACCGGAGGGGACAACCGUCCAGCCAUCUGGAUUGACACAGGCAUCCAUUCCCGAGAGUGGGUCACCCAGGCCAGUGGGGUCUGGUUUGCAAAGAAGAUCACUGAAGACUAUGGCCAGGACCCAACUUUCACUGCCAUUCUUGACAACAUGGACAUCUAUCUGGAGAUUGUCACCAAUCCUGAUGGUUUUGCCUUUACCCACAGCACGAAUCGCAUGUGGCGCAAGACUCGAUCUCGCACGCCGGGCUCCUUGUGCAUUGGGGUGGACCCCAACCGGAACUGGGAUGCUGGCUUUGGGCAGCCGGGAGCCAGCAGCAACCCCUGCUCAGAAACAUACCGGGGCAAGUCUGCCAACUCUGAAGCAGAGGUCAAGUCCAUCGUGGAUUUUGUUCAGGACCAUGGAAACUUCAAGGCCUUUAUCUCCAUCCACAGUUAUUCCCAGCUCCUCCUCUACCCCUAUGGCUACACAGCAGACCCCGUGCCGGACAAAGAAGAGCUGGAUCAGCUGGCCAAGUCUGCGGUGAAUGCCCUGAGUUCUCUGUAUGGGACCAAGUACAAGUAUGGCAGCAUCAUUAAGACAAUUUACCAAGCCAGUGGGGGCACCAUUGACUGGUCGUACAACCAGGGCAUCAAGUACUCCUUCACGUUUGAGCUCCGGGACACCGGGUUCAGAGGGUUCCUAUUGCCAGCCUCACAGAUCAUCCCCACGGCCCAGGAGACAUGGCUGGCCCUUCUAACCAUCAUGGAACACACCCUCAACCACCCCUACUGAAGCAGCCCUUCAGCACCC